ACCUCUGAAUGUCAAAAAACAUUGUUGUGAUCAUUGUCAAAUUUUGUAUUGUGAAAUUUUAAAUCAUAAUUUAAAACAUUUAAAAUAUCUUAUUGAAAAAAGAAAAACAGUUAUAGAGAUUAUAGACUUGUAAGACAAGAAUUAAGCUAGCUGUUAAAAUGUCAAUGAAAACACGAGGGAGUUCUAAGGCAGAAAAAAAUCGUGCAGCUCCAUAUUCUAAAAACGAUGUGGUGUCACUUGGCAAAUCCACAAUAACAAUUGGUACAACUAAAUAUAGAGAUACAAAUGGGGGUUUUCUGUUAAUCGAUCAACCAAAUGAAGAAAAGAAAUUGCCACAAAUAGAAGAACCUCUCACAGAUCUUUCUAAACAUGAGUGUGAAUCAUGCAGUCAGCCAUUCAUAAAGUCUUGGUUGUUUGAUAAGUUUGGUCACAAAUGUUGUGAUAGAUGCAAAGAAGAUGAUGAAUAUAAACUUAUUACAAAAACUGAAGCCAAAACAGUAUAUUUACUUCAAGACUGUGAUUUAGAUAAGCGAGACCCACCAUUGAAAUUUGUAAAACAAAAAAAUCCCCAUAACGCACGCUGGGGUGAUAUGAAGCUAUAUCUGAGACUUCAAGUAGAAAAAAGGGCUUUGGAGGUAUGGGAAAGUAUGGAGAGGAUUGAAGAAGAGAAGGAACAUAGAGAAGAAAAAAAGGUGCUGGCUCAAACUAAGAAAUAUGAGAAAAAAUUGAAAGAAUUGAAAAUGGGCAUGAGAAGCAGCUUAUAUAAUAGGACAAAGGGAGCCUUUCACACUCAUGAGUUUGGCCCAGAGAUGUAUAAUGAGGAAGAUGAUAUUUAUACAAGAACAUGUUUAACCUGCUCUUAUGAGGAAUCAUUUGAAAAAAUGUAAUUUUUUAUAUUGUGUCUUUAUGCUGUCUCGAAACUUUUAUCAGUUGUUUGUCAAUUUAAUAUUUGUGUUUUUAUAUGGAUCUGCAAAUAUUUAGAUAUCUCUUCUUGGUGUCUACUAGGUAGAAGUUUUGUUUUGUAUAUUUAAAAUAAAUUUUUUUAUAUAA
This is a messenger RNA of Sitophilus oryzae (rice weevil), 1050 nucleotides long. RefSeq names its product DNA repair protein complementing XP-A cells homolog (gene Xpac). The record is from RefSeq and is a predicted model, not a curated record. Gene Ontology annotation, biological process: nucleotide-excision repair involved in interstrand cross-link repair; base-excision repair; nucleotide-excision repair, DNA damage recognition. The transcript is spliced from 4 exons. The coding region runs from base 159 to 887 and encodes 242 amino acids. NCBI's taxonomy places the organism in Eukaryota, Metazoa, Arthropoda, Insecta, Coleoptera, Curculionidae. Gene Ontology annotation, cellular component: nucleotide-excision repair factor 1 complex. Gene Ontology annotation, molecular function: damaged DNA binding.